AUGAGUGAUGCCAUGCAGGAACAGAACGACCUCAAGUUCGUUGAAAUGCUUUCGCCUGAUUCAAAGCAAGCUUGGCUUAAGCAGAAAUUGAAGGUAAAGAUGCUUGAGAUGAAGUCACGGGAAGCAGCACUCUCUACCAGCCAGUCCAGGCAACCGGAAGCAGCACCAGCAGCUGCGAGUGCAUCGCCAAAAAGGAAAAAUGACGAUGCUUCUGUUGUGGAGCUCUCUGACGAUGGCACUGCACUGAAAGGAACCGGUACCGCUGAUGACGAUCAUGAUGAGGAUGACGAUGGUCCUGAAGACAACUAUGGCAGCCCUGACGAUAGCCCUGGUGACAGUCGCCCAAGGAUGGGGUACUUUGGGAAGAAACGCAAGGACCUCAACAACAACGACUACUGCACGCAGGAUUCUGAUGAUGACGCCGAGGUUGUUUAUCAGCAGGUUGCUCGUCGUGAGCAGCCAAAGAAGAGAGAUGCAAAGAGGAAGAAGUAUGUGGAUGCGUUCGGGCACCAGCUCAACACAAACUACAACUCUGUGUCUGAGAGAGGCCACAUCACAAACUACAAUGCUCAUUGCAAGUACAUGCAGGAGGAAGGUGACAGCAGGGUUGAUAGCAUUUAA
This is a messenger RNA of Seminavis robusta, 621 nucleotides long. NCBI's taxonomy places the organism in Eukaryota, Bacillariophyta, Bacillariophyceae, Naviculales, Naviculaceae. The record is from the annotation of a GenBank genome assembly.